CCCGCUUUUCGGGUCGCGACUAGGAGGCGCCGCGCUGCCCACUGAGCCCCGACACUCGCCCCAUGGACGCCGCGCUCCUCCUCGCUCUCGGGCUGCUGGCCCAGGGCCUGGGCCUGUCUCUGGGGGUCCCCGGGUCCCCGAGUCCCAGCACCCUGUACCCCUGGCAUCGGGCGCCUGGCUCGGGUCGCAUGCGGAGAGCCUGGGUCAUCCCCCCGAUCAGCGUGUCCGAGAAUUACAAGCGCAUCCCCUACGCCCUGGUGCAGAUCAAGUCCGACAAGCAGCCGCUGGGCAGCGUCAUCUACAGCAUCCAGGGCCCCGGCGUGGACGAGGAGCCUCGCGGCGUCUUCUCCAUCGACAGGUUCACUGGAAAGGUCUCCCUGAACGCCAUGCUGGACCGCGAGAAGACCGACCGCUUCAGGCUACGGGCCUUUGCCCUGGACCUGGGAGGGUCCACCCUGGAGGACCCCACGGACCUGGAGAUCGUGGUUGUGGAUCAGAACGACAACCGGCCCGUCUUCCGGGAGGAGGUGUUCACCGGGCGCGUGCUGGAGGGUGCUGCCCCAGGCACCUACGUGACCCGGGCAGAGGCCACGGACGCCGAUGACCCCGAAACGGACAACGCGGCGCUGCGGUACUCCAUUGUGGCGCAGGGGGACCCCGAGCUCUUCAGCAUCGACGAGCUCACAGGCGAGAUCCGCACGGUGCAAGUGGGGCUGGACCGCGAGGUGGUCGCCGUGUACAACCUGACCCUGCAGGUGGCCGACAUGUCUGGAGACGGCCUCACCGCCACAGCCUGUGCCCUCAUCACCCUCGACGACAUCAACGAUCACGCACCUGAGUUCACCAGGGACGAGUUUUUCUUGGAGGCGGUGGAGGCCGUGAGCGGUGUGGACGUGGGCCGGCUCGAGGUGGAGGAUGACGACCUGCCGGGCUCCCCCAACUGGGCGGCCAGGUUCUCCAUCCUGGAGGGCGACCCCGACGGGCACUUCACAAUCCGCACAGACCCCAAGACUAACGCAGGCAUCCUGUCCGUGGCAAAGCCCCUGGACCACGAGAGCCGCGAGCUCCACCGGCUCCGCGUGUCGGUGCAGAACAUGGCUCCGCUGCAUGCGGCUGCCCCCAGAGCCAGACGGGGCCAGGCCACGGUCAGCGUGCGGGUGCAGGACACCAACGAGGCCCCCGUGUUCCAGGAGAACCCGCUUCGGACCAGCGUGGCCGAGGGGACAGCCCCAGGGACCCCCGUGGCCACCUUCUCUGCCCGAGACCCUGACACGCAACAGCUACAGAGGCUCAGCUACUUCAAGGACUACGACCCCGAGGACUGGCUGCAGGUGGACGGGGCCACGGGCCGGAUCCAGACCCAGCGUGUGCUCAGCCCAUCCUCGCCCUUCCUCAAGGACGGCUGGUACCGGGCCAUCAUCCUGGCCAGCGACGACGCCUCCCCACCGCGCACGGCCACCGGCACCCUGUCCAUCGAGAUCCUGGAGGUCAACGACCACGCCCCGGUGCUGAGCCCGCCGGCUGGCAGCCUGUGCAGCGAGCCGGACCUGGGCGCCGGCCUCCUCCUGGGCGCCACCGACGAGGAUCUGCCCCCCCACGGGGCCCCCUUCCACUUCCAGCUGAGCCCCGGCGUCCCAGCGCUGGCCCGGAACUGGAGCGUCAGCCGGGUUAACGGGAGCCACGCGCGGUUGCGGCCGCGGCAGCGGGUCGCGGAGGGUCUGCACGGCCUCAGCCUGCUGCUCCGGGACUCGGGACAGCCGCCCCAGCAGCGCCAGCAGCCCCUGAACGUGAGCGUCUGCCGCUGCGGCCAGGACGGCGCCUGCCUGCCGGGGAGCGCGGCGCGCCGGGCCGGGGGCGCGGGCCUCAGCCUGGGCGCGCUGGUCAUCGCGCUGGCCAGUGGGGGCCUGCUGCUGCUGCUCGUCCUCCUGGCUGCCCUCCUCGGGCGGUUUCGCCGGCGGCCUCUGGACAAGGCCUUGCUGCACGGGCUGCAGGACGACCCACGGGACAACGUUCUCGACUACCACGAGCAGGGGGGCGGGGAGGAGGACCAGGAUGCCUACGACAUAAACCAGCUGCGCCACCCCACAGAGCUGACGGCCCUGGGGGUCCCUCUGGGGCGGCCACCACAGCGCCGUGACGCCCCGUAUGGCCACAUGCCCCCCCAGCCACCCCGAGUGCUGCCCAGCAGUCCGGCUGACAUCGCCGACUUCAUCAGCGAGGGCCUGGAGGCUGCAGACGGUGACCCCAGCGUCCCACCCUAUGACACGGCCCUCAUCUACGACUACGAAGGGGACGGCUCCGUGGCAGGGACGCUGAGCUCCAUUCUGUCCAGCCUGGGUGACGAAGACCAGGACUACGACUACCUCCAAGGAUGGGGCCCCCGCUUCACCCGACUGGCGGACAUGUACGGCCACUCCUGAGGGCGGCAGGCUGACGGGCCCUGGGGACAGCACCUGGCGGCAGCCCUCCCAGGCCCAGGCUGUGAGCCAAAGAGCUGGGGAGCACCAUCUCCCAGCCACAGGCACACGUGACCCUGGGGCCCCUGCUGGACACCCAAGCACCAAAGGCACCCAGCCAGCCCCUGCGGGAACAGGCCUUGUACCCCUGGCUGGAGCCAGACCACAUGCUGGGGUCAGUUCUUGGAACCGUGGAGACAGGGCAGCCAGAAAGAGGUGCCCGUCCGGCCUGCGUGGGGGCCACGGCCUUGAGGGCCAGCAGCCCCACUCUCAGCUGCUCGGGGCACGCCGCCCCACUCCCACCUCUGCCCCCCCCACCC
Messenger RNA from Choloepus didactylus (southern two-toed sloth), 2776 nucleotides. It is a transcript of the gene CDH15, whose product is annotated as cadherin 15. The record is from RefSeq and is a predicted model, not a curated record. The transcript has 14 exons. Gene Ontology annotation, biological process: adherens junction organization; multicellular organism development; cell-cell junction assembly. Gene Ontology annotation, molecular function: calcium ion binding; cadherin binding. Gene Ontology annotation, cellular component: catenin complex; adherens junction; plasma membrane. Bases 63 to 2420 code for a protein of 785 amino acids. NCBI's taxonomy places the organism in Eukaryota, Metazoa, Chordata, Mammalia, Pilosa, Megalonychidae.